This is a messenger RNA of Macroventuria anomochaeta, 3533 nucleotides long. Its product is annotated as DNA replication factor C, large subunit. Gene Ontology annotation, cellular component: nucleus; DNA replication factor C complex. The record is from RefSeq and is a predicted model, not a curated record. Gene Ontology annotation, biological process: DNA replication; DNA repair. The coding region runs from base 116 to 3472 and encodes 1118 amino acids. The transcript has 4 exons. NCBI's taxonomy places the organism in Eukaryota, Fungi, Ascomycota, Dothideomycetes, Pleosporales, Didymellaceae. Gene Ontology annotation, molecular function: DNA clamp loader activity; ATP binding; DNA binding.
GCCUCGUGGUGGAGAACGACUUAAGAACGCCCACCGCACCCAUUGUUGUCGCAUUGUCGUCAGCAAACUUUCGUAUUAGCAUGCAUGCGUAAUUGAAGACUGUUGUACUUUCAAAAUGCCUGCCGACAUUCGGAGCUUCUUUGGCGGAGGGCCGCCAAAGCUGAGCCAGGGCAGUGAGGGUUCGCAGAAGAAAGAUGAGAAGCCUGCACCGAAGAAAGCAGCACCCAAAAAGGGCCGCGCGAGUCGAGUUGUAAUGGACGAGUCUGACGACGACGACGAAGUCGAAGAAGUCAAACCGAAGAAAGCGACACCCAAGAAACCAGCGCCGAGGAAACAGAAACGCGAACUCACGCCCGAGCUCGAAGAGACGACCACAACUGACUUCUUUGCGAAAUCGAACAAGCCCAAACGGAGCGAACCUGUCAAAAAGGCCGUCGACAAGGCUGUCGAGACACCGAAGGCCACACCGAAAAAAGCGACCGGGCGAGCGUCAAAAAUUGCCACACCAGCGACAAAUGGCAGGGCAUCCGGGAGAGCGAAGAAGCCAGUCACAUCAUACGCGGAGCAGGGCAAUGGGAACGAAUUCGACGAUGACGAUCUCGACAAUGCAGACGAUAUCUUUGGAGACGACUACAAGAACAAGGGCAAGGACGACUACGUCGAGGGUGCAGACAGCGACGACGAGGAUCUGCCGGUCAAGCUGCCACACCGAGAGACACCAGCGAAACCCGCCAAGCAACAGAAGAAAAUCAAAGAUGAAGAUGACUUUGAGCCAGAGGAGGACGUCGACAUGAAAGAUGUCGAUGCAGAAGAUGAGUUCGUAGAGCCCGAGCUGGGAGACGGAGCUGUCAAGAGCGAGCGAAAGAAAACCACCGCUGGACGAAAGCGCAAAUCGCCAGAACCAGACCUGGAUGAAGAAGAGGAGUCAGAGAAGGAAAAGCCAAAAAAGAAGGCUGCAAAGAAAGCAGCUCCUGCCAAGUCACCUGCAAAGAAAGCAGCUCCUGCCAAGUCACCAGCAAAGAAGAAAGCAAAGAAAGAGGACGAGGCUGAGAGUGCGGACAUCCAGGCCAUCUACGACAGUAUCCCGACCGUACGCGCGCCGACUCCUCCGCCUCAAGAUCCGAACAAGAAGUUCGACUGGAGAGCAAACGCCGGUCGCAGUGAGCCAGCCCCACUGGGCGGAGGAUCAUCUGAGAUGCCAUCUGGAUCUGAGACCUGUCUUGCUGGACUCAACUUCGUUUUCACCGGAGUUCUCCAGAAGUGGGGGCGUACCGAAGCGCAAGAACUCGUCAAGCGGCACGGAGGCAAAGUCACAGGCGCACCAAGCAAAAAGACAAACUAUGUCGUUUUGGGUCAAGAUGCUGGUCCCAGCAAGCUGCGCAAGAUCCAAGAGAUGGGCAUCAAGACCAUCGACGAGGACGGCUUAGCGUUGCUCAUUGAAAAGCUCACAGAGGCUGGCAACAAGGGCGAUUCGAAGGCACAAGCAGCACAUAAAGAGAAACAGCGGAAAGAGGAGGAGCAGAUCAAGAAACAGGCAGCUGAACUCGAACAGCAAGAGAAGCAACGCUUAAAGGAGCUAAAGGCAGCACAAACAGCCAAGGCAGCUGCUGGAAAGGCGACUGCUUCUGGCAUCACUGCUGCUGCUCAGAGUGCCGGCCCCGAUGUUGACUCUCGCUUGUGGACAACAAAGUAUGCGCCAUCGUCACUGAACCAGAUCUGUGGCAAUAAAGCUACGGUUGAGAAGAUCCAGCGGUGGUUGCAGAAGUUUCCCAAGAACCUCAAGACUGGUUUCAAGCUCGCUGGCGCUGAUGGCAGUGGUGUCUUCCGCGCGGUCAUGCUCCAUGGCCCACCAGGCAUCGGCAAGACCACAGCAGCACAUCUUGUCGCCAAGCUCGAAGGCUACGACAUCGUUGAGAGAAACGCCAGUGAUACUCGAAGCAAGAAGCUCAUCGAAGAGGGCCUUCGUGGCGUGCUCAGCACGAACUCGUUGCACGGCUACUUCGCUGGUGACGGUCAGAAGGUCGAGGCAUCCAAGAAGAAGCUGGUCUUGAUCAUGGAUGAAGUCGAUGGUAUGUCAGCUGGUGAUCGCGGAGGCGUGGGCGCACUUGCUGCUGUCUGCAAGAAGACUGAGAUUCCGAUGAUCCUGAUCUGCAACGACCGAAAGCUGCCGAAGAUGAAGCCAUUCGACUUCGUCACAUACGACCUACCAUUCCGACGGCCAACCGUUGAUCAGAUCCGCUCUCGUAUCAUGACCAUCGCUUACCGCGAAGGCCUGAAGAUGCCGGCACCUGUGAUCAACGCAUUGAUCGAGGGUAGCCAUGCCGAUAUCCGCCAAGUUGUCAACAUGCUUUCCACCGCCAAGCUGGAUGAAGAAGCAAUGGACUUCGACAAAGGCAAGCAGAUGAGCAAGAACUGGGAGAAGCACGUCAUCUUGAAACCGUGGGACAUCACGCAAAAGAUCCUCGGUGGCGGCAUGUUCGCUCAGAGUAGCAAAGCCACAUUGAACGACAAGAUCGAGCUGUACUUCAACGACCACGAGUUCAGUCCGCUCAUGCUCCAGGAGAACUACCUUGGCACAAAUCCGAUCAAGGCUCUCAACUACUCUGGCAAGGAAAAGAACCUGAAGUCACUCGAGCUGGUAUCUGAAGCCGCUGAUAGCAUCAGCGACGGAGAUCUGGUCGACCGCAUGAUCCAUGGUUCGCAGCAACAGUGGAGUCUCAUGCCAACACAUGCAGUCUUUAGUUUUGUCAGGCCUGCAAGCUUUGUGUCUGGCAGCACUGCCGGCAAUCAGACUCGCUUCACAUCAUGGCUGGGCAAGAACAGCAGUCAAAACAAGCUCCUGCGACUUGUCAAGGAGAUCCAGGCCCACAUGCGGUUACGGUCGUCUGGCGACAGGCACGAGGUCCGACAACAGUACAUCCCGGUCCUGUGGACGGAGAUGGUCGACAAGCUGCAGAAAGGAGGCAAGGAUGCUGUGCCCGAGAUCAUCGAGCUUAUGGACAGCUACUUCCUGACGAAAGAUGACUUCGAUGCCAUCAUGGAGUUGGGCAUUGGCCCAAUGGACCAAGAGAAGGUCAAGAUUGAGACACAGGCCAAGGCCACCUUCACACGAUUAUACAACCAGCAGUCACAUCCUCUGCCGUUCAUGAAGGCGUCAUCGGUCGUAGCACCCAAGAAACAGGCCAAGGAGAAGCCCGAUCUCGAAGAAGCCAUCGAAGAGUCCGACGAGGGCGAGGUCAUCGAAGAGGUCAAGGAAGAGGACGAGGACGUGGACGUGGACUUGUCCAAAGACAAGUAUGUCAAGCAGCCGAAGAAGAAGGCGGCGCCAAAGAAGAAGGUUGCUGCGACAGGCAAGGGCAAGAAGAGAGCGAAGGAAGAGAGCGAGGAUGAAGAAGAGGAGGAGGAGGAUGUCAAGCCGAAGGCGAAGGCGAAGGCUAAGGGCAAGGCGGCUGCUACCAAAGCAAAGAAGUAGUGAGUGAGCUUGAAUGUUUAGAUACACAUGUACGUGCUAGGCGAGUGUUUGAUAUGGCUUU